UUCCUCAUUCCUGAAACCUCCUAACCUGGUUGACUCGUUGGAGUGCAUUUCAUGCAUUCUUAGCAGAUAGGCUGAAGGAAACGCCUCAUUCAGUGCAGCUGGAGGCUAGAAAGUGUGAGGAGUUCAUGAACGUCUUCUGCAGUCGCUGCGGUGCACACAGAGCUGGCUGGGCCCAGGAAGGAUCCCGACCUGCUGGACACAACAUGAGUGUCCCUCAUCUGGAAAAUCUGACUGACAGUGAGUUAAGGUGAAGCAACUAAUUGCUCUUAGAAGUCUUUUUGUUUUGGAGAUCUGUGCUGAGAGCGAUUAAGGGACUGUUGGUCAUUGAAAAUGGAAGAAACAAGGAAGCUUUCCCCAAAGCUGAGUAAAAGCAAAGAGCCUGUGAAAACAGAAUGGGGAUCUCAGAGUGUGGUGUUCACCUAUUUCCAAGGGGACAUUAACAGCAUGGUAGAUGAACAUUUUUCUAGAGCUCUCAGCAAUGUCAAGAACCCCCAAGACCUGAGCACAAAGCACAGGGGUGAGACUGUUGUCCUGAAAAACGUAGACAACAUGUCUCCCCAUCAGUGGAAUUUCUCUUCGCAUUGCUACAAACCAUAUCCAUCAUCAUCUUCAACAAGCAUGGCAACUUCUGCUCUGAAUUUUUCUGCUGCUGGUGCAGUAGGCCAGUGCCAGCCAUCGCCUCUGCGGAGUCGUCCAGCUCAACCUGCAGAUUUAUGGCCCUUCCCUCCAACUGGGACUCCCAGUGUCACUGGUGCAGGGUAUCCUCACACCCUCCCUGACCUGCAUGCAGCCGAUGAGCUGAUCUCUGACAGGAAAUACAGUUCUCUUCUUGGCCUUCUGCAACAGGAAAGGUGCUUAACAUCCAUGCAAGAAUGCACCAUGAAGCAACACUCAAAUUCUGCUUGUAUGACUGGACCUGCAAGGUUACAAAAUAUGAGUCAAAGUUCAGCUCCUGGGGGAGAGAGGAAAGGAAGCUCUUACCAAGGCUCAGAAAAUCCCAGUGUAAGCCAUGCCGCUGCAGGUAUUCAGAUUCAUGACAGAAGACGAGAUUUGUACUUCUAGCAACUGAAUGUUUCUACUUUAUUCUGAAAGAGAAAGUUAUUUCUGUGAACUUUUAUUAUUUGCAACUGUGAAUCAAGAAGAAAUGAACUGCAGCUAUCCUGUGUUUUUUCUCUCAGCUGGAAGAAUACAUGUACUAUUUACUGUUUGGGGAAUGACAAAAUAAUCCUUUCUAUACAGUAAUUUCUAUGCAAUGAUUUCUAAUGUUUGAGGUAUUAACCUGGGCAGUAUGUUUGUUAUGGCCAUAUAUUGUCUAUUUAAGACCUUUCAUGUAGUCCUCUUGAAAGGACUCCUGCCCUUUUUAAUCUUUCUAUGUUUAUUAAUUUACCACUCCUGAUAAGAAGAGCAAUUCUUAUCAAUGCAGUUGAUAACCCAUAAAUGCAGGGAUGCAGUUAACAUAAUUUCAAUGCUGGACCUUCUCAGCUUGAUUUGAUAUCUCCAUAUUGUUUAAAACAGUCUUAGGCCACUGGCAAGAGACUUCAACCACAGGCUAGCAAAGCACAUUAUUUAUGCUGCGAAAGUGCUGCAAUUUAUGACCAUAUUUGCAAUUCCUAGGGAUACUCUUCAGAAGUAUAUAAUAUACUUAUGCCUGAAGGCUCUGUUUUGUCCUCUCACUAAUGUAUCAUCAUCCUCUAGAAAGCAGUGAAUUCAUAGGAGCUCUGAGAGGAAACCUUGGUUCUCAUUGGGUGCAAUUAAAAUACCAUUCAGCAAAAAUCUGCGGGUUAGGAGUGUUCUAUUUUCCCAGCCUCUCUGCAGAUGUAAGAGAUUCCUUUUGUAAAUAAGCUCUGUGGGUUUAUCUUUUCCUUCUCCAUUGGUUAUACAUUAACAUAAUAUAAUAGAGCAUGAUUAGCUUUUUCUGACAGCUCUAUGUAGUUGCUGAAGGCAGUUUGACCUUUGAGAUGGAAGAGCCUGUGAUUUUUAUAGGACAAAUCCUGAACUGGUAUAAAUGUUUAUGACUGUUAUAUCACAUAUCUCUGCUGCUACAGCUCCAGUUAUAACACCUUGUGUAAUUUUAUAAAUAAUAUGAGUUUAACAGCAUCAGGAGUUUAUGGUACUAAUUCACAAACUGAGAUUUUUUUAAAGGAUUUAUUUUUUUAAUUUUACAAGUUUGCUCUAGCAGUUACAUAUUCUACAUCAAUCUGAGAUCACAAGGGGAACUGUUUUAACUAAACUAAUGAAAGAUACACCAAUGUCCUGUCUCGCUAUAGAUAAGCACUGAAAAAACCCCACUCCUUUUUAAUAUUCCUACAAAAAAUCCCUUUCUUCUCUUUUAAAAAUAUUUGUCCAAGUAGUUUUGUUAUCCCAACUCAUUUAAUUACCUGAUUUUAAGGCUACAUGGUAAUAUAAUUUGACUUCCUCUAUGAACCAUAGCAAAGAUUUCCUACCUGUAUCAUGUAAAUCUGUCCUACUGGCAUAUGCUAUAAUUCUAUUGAAUUAUAAUUCUAUUACUUAAAAAUAUUCAAAUUUUUUUCCUUCCUCUUCCAUCCCUUCCAAAGGACAAUGCUUAUUUAAUUUCCCUGCAAGGUCUGAAAAGAUAGUCUAUUUAAAUGGUCUUAAAUGUAGUGUUUCCCUUGGGGGGCUGGGAAUAUACAAGAUUACUUAUAAAACCCUUGUUUCUGGUGAAUCAGACAAGUGGAGUUGGACAGUGUGGGGGGGAAAACCCUUGUUUUUAAAUGUAUGUCCCUUAUUGCAAGAACAGGGAGGCAUCAAUGGCUCUGCCUUGACAGGGUCAUGUUGAGCCAUUGCUGCACGGUUUGUGUCCUCAUUGUGCAGCUGUCUGGCAGACGUGGGGAAAGGGAACAAGUGUCCAAAUAGCCCAAAGGUCCCUGGACCCCUUGCCAGCGCAGGCUGCACACCAGGCACGCAGGUGCUUGCUCGCUGCCCUGGCUUUCAGAGGAAUGGGGAUGGAAUAGAGGGCUGCGGCCCAGAGGCUCUGCUACUCUGGCAUCUUGUCUAACACCAUCACAGCACCAUGCACCAGAGUGGGCCCGGGUUUAUGGCGUCUCACUGCUCUUCUGCAAUAAACAUAGUUAACCCAUCACUGCAAUUUGCCUUUAAUGAUUUAGUAUAAGAGAGUUUUGAACAUUUCACAGCAGUUUCCUACAUCAGGUAGGCUUCUCUUUAUACAUGUAUAGAUUAAAACAAUAUAGAUACACAUACAGGCUCCUCUAGAAUAUUGUUUGUCUGGAGUGGAGUGUUUCUUGCAUUCAGGAUGUUCAAGCCCAGCAUGUUGCUGUGUUCCUGUGCUUCCCUGCUGCUGUCAUGCUCCAAUGACUGCCUUCACUCCCAUUCGGCACGUACUCUCCUUACGGGCCAGGACUUGGCAACUAGUAUCUGUAUCCAGCAGCUGCCAUCUGGUGUAGCAUCCCAUGAGCUCUCCCCCCUGGGUCAAUCCCCUCAGCCUUGGAAACAUUAGCCACUUACCAUAGAGUCAUCCCUACCAAGGGGAAAAACAAUCUCCCCCAUGGACUUGGUGUUCCCACUUCCUCGGGUUUCUCCUUCCCUGUCACUGGCUUGGCAUCCCAGGUGGCCACCCCGCUUCCCCUGAGGCCAGGCCCCUCUGGCCAGCCCUCAGCCCUGCUCCCCACCCCUUCCUCUUCAUAAGCUCCUGCUCCACGCAGUUCAUCCUCUUUUCCCUGGGUUUGUCCUUUAGCAACCGUGUUCAAAAAGUGUGUGGGUGGGGCUCUUGGGGCUGUGGUUUAAUGGUGAACACAGUGAUGCUGGUUAAUGGUUGGAUUUGAUGAUCUGGGAGGUCUUUCCAACCAUAAUGAUUGUAUGAUUUUCUAUUAAUUUACUGACCCUGUGAGAAACCGCUACUUUCCUUGAAUUGGGCGUCCUCUUAUCCAGGAAUAACUUGUUUGCACAGGUAGCUUUUCUCCUGUCUUUUUCUGAUGGACAGAUGAGAUGCCAACUACAUGCUUUAUGAGCUCUGGUCAGAGAUGAAUGCGUCUCUGAGAUGCAUUAGUCUCAGAGAUUGAAGUCAAGCGCUGGACAUACCUGCCCUGUGUGGAGUCUAGGCCUUUUUUUACUCAGCUGCAGGAAUGGGUGUGCAUUUUUUCCACCAUCUGUGUCCUAGGACACAGACACUUGAGAGGUGCCUUGCUCUGACUCCUCGCAUGAGCUGGCUCUGGUCCACCUCUGAUGGUCAGAAAAACCUUGUGGGUGGCUGGGAGCAGCAAGCUGGUUUAGCUACUCCACCCUGCUUUAGUCACUCAUUAGCAGUGUUAAAAAUAGCCCCAGACUGCGGUGACAAACAAGAGAGAUUCUUUUGCUGUGAAAGAAUAACCUAAAGUGUUACAUAUAUUUAAAAAAAAAAUAGGAAUGCUCAUCGCUUUCAAAGGGAACAUGAGCUUUCAUUUGCUUUCAUUUCUGUUCAGGCGUCAAUUAAUUUGUGUCAUCCCAGGUGAGCAAGGGACACCUCAUGUACCCAUGUGGCAUGUAGCCUUUGGCAAGCACUCACUCGUCACUGGAAUUUUUUACUGUCUUGUGGUUUUUAAUCCCAUUUUCUUGCAGGCUUUACCAAGUAUGAUC
Molecule: messenger RNA, 4590 nt
Organism: Melospiza melodia melodia
Lineage: Eukaryota; Metazoa; Chordata; Aves; Passeriformes; Passerellidae
Gene: VGLL1
Product: vestigial like family member 1
Exons: 6
Coding region: 331-1062 (243 amino acids)
Biological process (GO): regulation of transcription by RNA polymerase II
Cellular component (GO): nucleus
Source: RefSeq, a predicted model, not a curated record